GUGGUUUCUUCCAAUGAGGAUGCGUUUCGGGUUCCGGUCACGGAUCCACCCCCGACGCCGCCGCCUUCGCUGCCGACGUUUCCUCCGGAGGUGGGAGAAGUUGACCCUUCGAUCUUUGCCACAGCCGAGCCGACCACUUCCUGGCGGCCCCAGGGACCAUUCGCAG
This is a messenger RNA of Symbiodinium sp. CCMP2456, 166 nucleotides long. Lineage: Eukaryota; Dinophyceae; Suessiales; Symbiodiniaceae. The record is from the annotation of a GenBank genome assembly.